Messenger RNA from Carassius auratus (goldfish), 2249 nucleotides. RefSeq names its product tetratricopeptide repeat protein 24-like. Lineage: Eukaryota; Metazoa; Chordata; Actinopteri; Cypriniformes; Cyprinidae. The record is from RefSeq and is a predicted model, not a curated record. Bases 31 to 1731 code for a protein of 566 amino acids. The transcript is spliced from 13 exons. Gene Ontology annotation, molecular function: protein binding.
UGUCUCUCAGCUGUGAUCUGCUCUGAGUUCAUGGCCUCUGAUGGGUCUCCAGUCAAAGAUGCUCGAGAGAAGCAGAAGAAGAAGAAGAAAAAGAAGAGCGGGACGGACAGAGCUGAUGUGGAGGAGACAGAUGCUCAGCAAGAGAUCCAGAGACUGACCGCAGCUGGACAUGCAGCUCUCCAGAGCGGACACAACAACACAGCGCUGCAGAGCUUCAGGAGCGCGCUUAAGGCUGCAUCUAAGCUCAGAGAGAAGAGACUGCAGCGCAGGUGUGCGUUUAAUCUGGGCGCAUCGUACGUGGAGGCGGGCGAGCCUCAGAAAGGGCUGGAUGUCCUGUCACGCUCACAGCCGGGCGAGAGAGGCGAGAGGAUCGCAGACCUGCAGUUUAACCUGGCCACGGCCCACGAGGCUCUGGGGGACCGGACGCAGGCGGCGAGACACUAUCUGCAGGCCGCACAGCUGUACAGAUCACAGGGAGACGCCGGGGCCGAGGGACACACCUGCGUCAGACUCGCACACUGCCACCUGCUGAGAGAGGAGUGGGACGAGGCUGUAGCUAGCUUCCAGCGAGCCGCUGAGAGUUAUAAACUAGCGGGAAACGCGUCUGCAGCUGCGCUGGCUCUGAAGGAUGCUGGGAAACACAUGCUGCAGAGCGGCCGCAGCUCCGGCGAUGACAUCAUCAGCGUGCUGACCGACAGCCUGGAGAUGAGCAGCAGCAUGAGCGAUCCGGAGACGCUAGGGAAGCUGCUGAGUGACGUGGCUCUGAGUUUCUCUCAGAUGAGGCUGUUCUCCGAGGCGUCCGAGUGUUACGAGCAGGCGAUUCCUCUGGUCUCCUCUAAACCGCACAGACUGGCUGUGGUUCUGCAGAAUCUGGGCGCCGUCUACAACGCUCUGGGUCAGUACCAGCAGUCCCUGAGGUUCCACCGAGAGGCAGCGGCGCUCCACGGAUCUCUGGGCAGCCGAGGAGCUCAGGGUCGCUGCUUCAGUAAUCUGGGGUUUGCUCUGAUGGAGCUGGGAGAACUGGAGGAGGCAUGGGAGAGUUACCUACACGCACAACAGGCCUUCAGAGACACCGAUGACCCGUCCGGUCAGUGGCAGGCCUGUGAGGGUCUCGGUGGGAUCAAAAUAAAGAUGAGGGACCCAGAUAAAGCUGCCAUGUACUUUAAAGAUGCGCUUCGACUGCUGUGUAAAUGCCAGGACGUGUCUGGGUCAGUGCAGGAGCGUCUGGUCAGUGAACUGAGUGAAGCGUUACAGCAGAAGCUGCUCCUACAGCAGAGAGGAGCUGCAUCACGACGGGUCGUCCCGGAGCCACAUCACACCCGACGGACGACGGCUGUGAGGUCUGACCUCCAGCAGUGGAGGAGAGAGAUGCCAAACGGAGAGAACGCACCGCCAGACGGGAAGCAGCACAGCCAAACCACGACAUCGUCACAGACACACCUGCAGCAAGAACAAGAGCGAGAGCGAGAACGAGCUGAUCAUCACAGUGCACUUCCAGAGGCCAACAGGAAUCUGAAUAACACGUAUGAUAAAGCAGAGGAGAAUCAGCAGAUCCUCCCAUCAGCACACGGUGACGUGUCUGCUGAAUCUGUGGAGCCAAGGCCUGUACGGAUGAACGGCACACAUCCAUUGGUCAGGAGCACGGUGACUCCGCCCCUCACUCAGCCUGACAGUGAUGAAGCCACGCCCCUGGCGAGGAGACUGAAGUCCAGAUUCUGCACGGUCAUGUGACAUAAAGGCUAAUAUCUCAGUGGGAAAGAGCUUUUCUAGGGUUUUUAGGGACUGUGUUUGCAGUGGCGACGCUUCCAGACAACAAACACAAAGAUUCAAGAUUCAACAUGAACACAAAACUGAAGCAGGACUCUCCAGACGAGCUAAUGGACGUCACGUGUCUGAUAAACCCAUUAAUGUGUGGAUCAGAUGCCCUGAACUCUUGUGAUGCCAACUGUGUGAUCAUGAGUCAUGCAGUAUUUCUGUGUUUCAGCAGGGGAGAUGUCAUCUCAUUAUUGUCUCAUUUCAGUCUCUUACAGUUUCUGAAGUGAAUCAAUCCGUCUCAUACCAGAUCAAAGCACCUAAUGCACAGAUAAUAGCUAAAUAAAUUUGAUAUCAAAAACCUUUGUCAAUCAAUAAAGUUAUUUUCCACACAUAUGCACGUCCAAAAAACUGAUUGAGACGUCUAGGUUUUUACACCUCAAAUGAUAAUAAUAGUAUUUCUUGUAGCACAGCAUAAGAUGCUCAAGAAAGCAGUU